AUGGCGACUUUCAGUGCUGUUUCGAGGAGGCCAUUCAUAGCAUUGCCGUUUCUAAUACCAUCCUGUGAGCCGGUGGCUCUGGAGUUGCGCAGAAAUCAGUCUUCAUACAGACGUACGAAACAACGUCUUCGCGUUAAGCCGGAUGCCUCUUUUGGCUUCUCUUCGGAUCAAACCCAGGAUCACAUCAUCUUCAAUCCACCUUCGAGCGCUCCGUCUGUCUUCCAUACACCGACAAAAUUUCUUCCCCCUGAUGAUGCUCGGAGGACCCUUCGCACCGACGUGUCAAUGAAAAGUGAUCAGAAUCCCGAAAACCUUCCUCCUGUAUUCAAUUCGCCAACGGAAAAAAAGUAUCACCUGACUCCAUCUGACAUAGAGGAAAUCCGCAAACUCAGACUCAGCGACCCUAUGACUUGGAGCAGGUGGAAAUUAGCCAAGCGAUUUGACUGUUCUCCGAUGUUCAUCGGUAUGGUUUGCGAAGCCAGUCCUCAGAAGAAGGAAAUUCAGAGACAGGUCUUGGAGGCUGUCCAAUCGAGAUGGGGUUUGAAAAGACGGAUGGCCAGAGAAGACCGUCAAUUGCGGAAAGAAUCCUGGGGCAAGGAUGAAUGA
Aspergillus fumigatus Af293 is the source of this 606-nucleotide messenger RNA. RefSeq names its product mitochondrial 54S ribosomal protein mL58. Lineage: Eukaryota; Fungi; Ascomycota; Eurotiomycetes; Eurotiales; Aspergillaceae. The transcript has a single exon. Gene Ontology annotation, molecular function: structural constituent of ribosome. The record is from RefSeq and is a predicted model, not a curated record. The coding region runs from base 1 to 606 and encodes 201 amino acids. Gene Ontology annotation, cellular component: mitochondrial large ribosomal subunit.